Messenger RNA from Cannabis sativa, 2590 nucleotides. Its product is annotated as PHD finger protein MALE STERILITY 1. The record is from RefSeq and is a predicted model, not a curated record. The coding region runs from base 204 to 2381 and encodes 725 amino acids. NCBI's taxonomy places the organism in Eukaryota, Viridiplantae, Streptophyta, Magnoliopsida, Rosales, Cannabaceae. The transcript is spliced from 3 exons.
AAAACAAAACAAGUAGUACUACAUAUGUGUUGGUCUUUUUUAUUUUUAUUUAUUUUUUGUUCUUAUUCCCUAACAAGCUUGGAGGAUCAUUAUUUUGUUUUUUCUUUACUUUCCAUUUUAUAUUUCUUCUAUGUAUAUAUAUAAGCACUACUCAACCAAACCAUCUUUCUUUCUUGAUCAUCAUCAUAUCUCAAUUAGGUACUAUGUCAUCAUCUCAUUUGGACUUGAGUGGUUGCAAGAAGAGAAAAAGAGGAGAGAGGGUUUUUAGGUUCAAGAACUUUGGGGAGAAUGGUUACCCGGUCGAAUUCGUGGGGUGUUUUAGAGAAAAUGUGAAAGCGUUGCUUGAAUUUGGGCAUUUGGAGAGUAAUUUGUGCACGACGGGCAUGCCAUGUUGGUCUUUUCAGCUAGAAAUUCAUCGCCACCCUCCUCUUCAUGUUCUUCUCUUCGUCGUAGAAGAGCCUAUUAAUGAUGCUUCAAAUAGUAUUGUUGACCGUAGUUGCAACCAAUGUCAAUACGUUGGUUGGGGAAACCACAUGAUUUGCAAUAAGAAGUACCAUUUCGUGUUGCCUUCGAAAGAAUCCAUGGUGGCGGCUUGUUUGAACAGCAAAGGCGGUGACAGUGGCGGUAGCGGUGGUAGUAGUCAUCAUCAUAAUAAAAAUCAAGUGGUGAUGGACUCAGGGAAUUAUAAUAAGUCCAACAUAUUUGUGGAAUCAAAAGGGCAUGUGAUGCAUGGUGUGUUUCACUCAAAUGGGUUUGGGCAUUUGGUUUGUGUCAAUGGGUUAGAAACUGGUUCAGAUUUGCCUGGCCAUCACAUUCUUCAAUUUUGGGAUCGUUUGUCUACUGCCUUACGUGCCAGGAAAGUGAGUCUAAACGACACUGCCCAAAAGAGAGGCAUGGAAUUGAGGCUAAUCCAUGGAGUUGCUUAUGGCGAGCCAUGGUUCGGAAGGUGGGGUUACAAGUUUGGUCGAGGAACCUAUUGUGUCACACAACAAAUGCACCAAAGAGCCCUAGAAGCCUUAAGAGGCAUACCCUUAACACUUCUUAUCCACCAUUUUUGCACAUCAAAUCGUGACUUACCUUUAAUAAUCUCAAGGUACCAAACACUUUCUGAUCAUUCUUUGACUACCUUAGGCGACAUAUUCCAUUACAUGUUAGAACUCAAGUCUCGCCUCCCCAACGAAACUUCCAACAUGGAAUCAUACAACCCUGGAAUCUUGGUCGAAACUACAUGUCGUUGGUCUCCAAAAAGAGUCGAAAUGGCCACUAGGGUUAUUGUAGAAGCCUUGAAAAGAGCUCAAUUUAGAUGGGUUUCAAGGCAACAAGUUAGGGAUGCAGCUCGUAACUAUAUUGGAGAUACCGGUUUAUUAGAUUUUGUCCUCAAAUCACUUGGUAAUCAAAUUGUUGGGAAUUACUUGGUAAGACGAAGCCUAAACCCUGUCACAAAAGUUCUUGAGUAUUGUUUAGAAGACAUUUCGAAUGUAUUUCCUGAUCAUCAUCACCAUCAUCGUGAAGGUAAUAAUAAUAAUGAUAAAACAAAAUACUCAAAAUACAAAAUCACACGAUUUCAAUUGAUGAAAGACAUGUUUUAUUUGUACAAGUACAUUCUCAAAGACCAAAACAACAUAAUUUGCUCUAUGAAUGGAGAUGGAAGUACUAAUAUUCUUUCAGCAAUUCCAUUGGCGGUAAGGAUUGUACUCGAUACUAAGUACCUUAUCAAAGAGUACCACAAUGAUUUUUCAUCAAAAAUGGAGUUAAGUUUGGAAGGAAAAUUUAAUUUGUGUUGUACAAUUAUGUUGAAAGACACUACUACUCAAAGUGAAGAAGGUAACUUGGUGAACAAGUCAUUAAUGAUGCCAUUGCCUCCAUAUGAGUGUGUGAGUAUUAAUAAAAAUGCUACCAUAGAUGAAUUGAAGCUAGAAGUAGAAAAAAACUUCAAAGAGAUUUAUUGGAGCUUGAGUAGCUUAGUUGUGGAGUCUAUUCAUAACUUGAACACAAAGGGAACCGAUUUGGCUCUUGGGAUGGUUUCAGAAGUUGGUCAAAAACUAGUUUUUGUUGGUAGAAAUAAUACUAAAUACAAUUGUAAUGAUAUUAUCAAUAGUUAUGAGUGCUUAUAUGGAUCAUCAUGUAGCUCUAGCAUUAAUAACAACAUUAUUAAUAGCACUAAUAGUAAUAGUAAUAGUAAUAGUAAUAAAGAAAGUGUUAUGGAUUGUGUUUGUGGGGCCAAAGAUGAUGAUGGAGAAAGAAGGGUCUCGUGUGACAUUUGUGAGACUUGGCAACAUACUCGUUGUGUUGGGAUUCCUAAUAGUGAAGAAGUUCCUCAUGUAUUUAUCUGCACUAGAUGUGAGCAAGAGAUUGUCUUGUUACCUAAUUCUCUUCCUUAAAUAUUGAUUAAUUAAGUAAUAGGUUUAAGUGUGAAAUUAGUUAAUUAAUUAUUGUUUGUAAUAAUUAAUAAUAAUUAAGCUUCUAAUAAUAAGUGGUAGUUAUUGAUUUUAUGGUCAAUUUGCAUGUGUUUGUUUAUCUUUCCAAACAUUGUGCAUUAAUGUAAAAGGAGUUCAUAAAUGAAGUACUAUAAAGUUUCUUGCUAGCUGUU